AUCUACCUUACGUGAUCGUCAUGGUACCUGCCUCGGAUCUUAUCUCUCCAGGCAGUUCCGCGCGUCUUCGUCUUCUUCAUAACCUCUUCCAAACAUCAUCUUCUUGCCAUUCAUCGUUUCAAUUAUCGCAUUUACAGAUACAAUGAAGUUCUCGCAGGCUUCUCUUCUGGCGGCUUGUCUGCCUGCUGUCUCCGCUCGCUUCAUCGAAACUGCCGAGGCCGACAACGUCAUUCUCCAGCCAGACGAGCUGUUCCUGGUCGAGACCGCCCCCGGCAAGACGCAAUGGGUGACUGAGGAGGAGAAGUGGGAGAUGCGCCGUAACGGCCAAAACUUUAUGGACAUCACCGACACACCUUCGCUCGGCUCCAAGCGCAUCAACGCUGAGAGCACGGUCACUUUCCCUAAGAAGUGCGUGAACCAGGACGAUGUCAAGAAGCUCUCCAAGAACCUCGAGAAGAAGAACAUGCAGGCCAACCUCGAGAAGUUGACCAGCUUCCACACCCGAUACUUCAAGUCCGACUACGGCCUUCAGUCCUCCGACUGGGUUCUUGAGAAGGUCAACCAGAUCAUCAAGGACGCCGGUGCUGAGGAUACCGUUUUCGCCGAGAGCUUCCCUCACACAUGGAAGCAACACUCCGUCAUUGCGACCAUCCCUGGCCAGUCUAACAGCACUGUCGUGAUCGGCGCCCACCAGGAUUCCAUCAACCUCUUCCUUCCUUCCAUCCUCGCCGCUCCAGGCGCUGAUGACGAUGGCAGUGGUACAGUCACUAUCAUGGAGGUGUUCCGCGCUCUUCUCAACUCCAAGGACGUUGUUAAGGGCAAGGCUCCCAACACCAUCGAGUUCCACUGGUACUCAGCUGAGGAGGGUGGUCUGCUCGGAAGCCAGGCUAUCUUCAAGUCGUACGAGGAGAAUGGCCGCGAUGUCAAGGCUAUGCUUCAGCAGGACAUGACUGGCUAUGUCCAGAAGACUCUCGAUGCCGGUCAGCCCGAGAGCGUUGGUGUCAUUACUGACUUUGUCGACCCCGGCCUGACUAAGUUUAUCAAGACCGUCGUUGAGGAGUACUGCAGCAUUCCUUGGGUCGAGACCAAGUGCGGUUAUGCCUGCUCCGACCACGCUUCUGCUUCCAAGGCCGGCUACCCCUCAGCCUUUGUUAUUGAGUCCGCCUUCGAGUACUCUGAUCCUCAUAUCCACGGUACCGAUGAUAGCAUUAAGUAUCUGUCUUUCGACCACAUGCUCGAGCAUGCUCGCAUGACCCUUGGUCUUGUUUACGAGCUUGGUUUCUACGACUUCUCUGACAAGACCGAGGAGAAGUGGAGUGACCUGUAAAUGACAGAUAUUGUGGAAUUGCGUUUAGAGAGCAGCAGUCUCCUUUUUGGAUGGGCCGCCUCGAUUCAGUUAUUAUGAGCAACGGAUUACAUACGAGGAUAUACGCAUAGUUAGCGUUGAAUAAGACCAUCUGUUUGAAAGUCCCUAAAAUGUGCACCUGCAAAGUACUCACUGUGAAACCCGGAAGAUUAGAAUUAUAUCAUGAAUUUCUUACAUAUAAGUUGAUUUACCCUUUUGUCUAUACCCCUAUAAAGAAAAACCCUGAGCGCCACUGAUGACCUACGAACACCCAUUGUUUACAUAUUGUCUACUGGCCCUGGCCAUUUCCAUUAUUAGGAGGCUGCUGCUGCUGUCCCCAGGGCGACUGGCCGUUCUGCUGCGCUUGCAUACUCGACAUCAACGCAGCGAAGAAUGCCGGGUUGACGAAAGAUCCACCGUUCGCAGCCUGUUGUUGACCUUGUGCAGCUGGCCACCCAGGAGGAGGUGGUGGAACAGCUGCAGCAUUGCCCUGAGCAGGUGGUUGAGGCCAACCAGGAAUUUGGAAGCCAAAGUUGGGCAUCGCUGGUGCUGCGCCUUGAGCGGGAGGUUGAGCGCCGGCCCAUGGGGAUGGAGGAACAGCUUGUUGGGCAUGCUGAGGAGCUGCCUGAGGAGGUAGCGAGUAGCCGUCUCUAGGCUGGUUGAAACCUCCUCUUCCACCACGUCCAGAACCUCGUCCACGAGCUCCACGCCCUCGAGAAUCGCCACGGCGUCCUCCUCGCUGGUGAAAGUUUCUGCUCGAUGGAGGCUCGUAUGUCUCUGUUGUAGAGGGGCCGGAACCAUAGCCAGGUGGUCGUGCUAGAGGCUUAUAGGGGCCGUCAUCGUCAUCGUCGUAGUUAAGACCUCCGUCCGGUCGCGACUCUUGUCGCAGAGGAUGAGGCUCCUUGCCUCCCCUGGCGGGGUCCUUCUUCCACUUAUCCUUCUUCUUCUGCUUGAUCGCUCGCUUAUACUCGGCCUCCUUUUCAUCGUCUGAGAACUCCAUCUCAUCAUCGCCGACUUCUUCGUCAUGAAGGUUACUGGCGUCUGAGCCCUUCAUGUUCUUUAAUGGCUCGGUAAAGACAUACGCGGCGUGGUCGGUAGGGUAGAACACUGUUUGGCCAACCUCGAGUCCUAAAUCUUUGAUAUCCUGGUCUGAUGUGAAGCGCACAGUAUACAUGGGCUGCAGAACCUUUCCGAUCGUAUCUGCAAUCGCACCGAUGACGACUCGCUCAGCUGUGCAGAGCACGGAUCCGGAAUCAAGAACUUGGUACUCGCCAGGCGUGAAUGCCUUGAUCAACAUCAUGUUCUCCACAAUGUGCUCGAUAGCUCCCAGCUCUUCAAUCUUCAUCUCAGGUGUAAUUGUAACAUCAGGCUUGGGAAUUACUUCUUCAGGAAUCUCAUUCUUUGUUCGGACCUGGGUGGUUCUUGAACCAGUAGCUCCUCGAUCGCCCUCAUCAUCAGAUCCUCCUUCAGCCUGCAUGAGCAGGCGUGCGGUCUCUUCCACGCCCAAAAGUUCGUAACCUUCGUUGUCGUCGGAGUCUUCGUCGGAGGAAUCAGAGCUGCUUGAUUCUGAGGAUGAUUCGUAUGGUGAAGAGUCGACUUCCCAUUCGGGGUUAUCGCCCUGGUCGUUCUGAAGUGGUACGGUCUCGAUAUUCUCUGUAGGAGCUGGCUGAGAAGCAGGAGUUGGGUUUAGACCGCCGAUGGCGGCCUCGAGGGCACCUGUGAGAGAAGGAGGGCUUUCGGGUUGAUCGACUGCCAUGGCAUCUGAAUCUGCGACUGAUGUGGGCUCAGCCUCAGAGGGCUUAGCCUCGGUAGCAGCAGAUGCUGAAGGCUGGUCUUUGGGGUUAUUGGGAGCAGCAUCUGUGAUCUCGGUAUCUUGAACGCUUGCGGCAGCAGCAAGAACGUCGGCGGGCAUGGGCGGAAGAGUCUCGUUGGGUUUGGCCUGUCCGAGGCCGGGGAUUUGGAAACCGGACAUGUUGUAUUGCGGGCGUUGUAUUAUAUACUGUCUUGAAUAAAACGAUAGAUGGAAGAUUACUCUUGACUCAUUGGAAACAGAUGAGAUGGUAAAAACCAAAAGACAGAUUUGAAUGCGACAGGCGCAAAAGUUAAGAUGAAGAAAAGCAGAAAGUUUCAGAGCGCCUCUUCCUC
Molecule: messenger RNA, 3490 nt
Organism: Fusarium odoratissimum NRRL 54006
Lineage: Eukaryota; Fungi; Ascomycota; Sordariomycetes; Hypocreales; Nectriaceae
Product: leucyl aminopeptidase
Exons: 3
Coding region: 143-1327 (394 amino acids)
Biological process (GO): proteolysis
Molecular function (GO): metalloexopeptidase activity
Source: RefSeq, a predicted model, not a curated record